Molecule: messenger RNA, 2070 nt
Organism: Quercus lobata
Lineage: Eukaryota; Viridiplantae; Streptophyta; Magnoliopsida; Fagales; Fagaceae
Product: putative disease resistance protein RGA3
Exons: 1
Coding region: 1-2070 (689 amino acids)
Molecular function (GO): ADP binding
Source: RefSeq, a predicted model, not a curated record
AUGGCGGAAGGAGCUUUGUUCGAUCUUGCUGGGAAAGUCAUUAAUGUGCUGGGCUCUUUCAUUGCUGAAGAGGUCAAACUGGCCUUUGGUGUCAAAACUGAGAUUGAAAAUCUGAAGAGCACAGUCUCCAAGAUCCAAGCUGUGCUUCUAGAUGCAGAAAAGCGGAGUUCUCGUAGCCAUCAGAUCAAAGACUGGCUCAGUAAGCUCAAAGAUGUCCUCCAUGAUGCUGAUGACUUGCUGGAUGAUUUCUCCACCCAAGUUUUGCGCCAAAAAGUGAUGUCUGGAAACAAAAUGAAAAAGGAGGUACGCAUUUUCUUUUCAAGUUCAAACCAGCUUGCUUUUAGUCUUAAAAUGGGUCAUGAAAUAAAAGCAAUUAGUGAGAGACUAAAUGCCAUUGAAAAAGAGAAGAAGGCUUAUGACUUUAGUCAAAGCUUGGUUGAGCCACAAGUCAUGAAUAGAGGCAGAGGAACUUAUUCUUUUGUACUCAAAGAUGAAGUUAUUGGGAGAGAGAAUGAUAAGGAAGAGAUUAUGAAACGUCUUUUUGAUGACAGUGUUGAAGAGAAUAUUUCUAUCAUUCCAAUUGUUGGUAUCGGAGGAUUGGGCAAGACAACACUAGCUCGACUGGUAUACAAUGAUGAAGAUGUUCAAACAAGGUUUAAGAUAAAACUUUGGGUUUGUAUCUCUGAUAUCUUUGAUGUACAGCGGAUUGUUAAAGAAACUGUAGAACAGUUGACAAAGGAGAAGCUAGAAGGAAGCCUUGAGAUCUUGCAAAAUAAGCUUCGAGAAGAACUUGAUGGAAAACAAUACCUGAUUGUCUUGGACGAUUUGUGGAAUGAGGACAGUAGUGAAUGGCUUCUCUUGAGAAAUUUGUUAAUGGUUGGUAAAAAGGGAAGUAGGAUACUGGUAACUACUCGCUCAGAAAGUGUGGCGAGGAUAACGGGUGCAACUUCAUGGCAUGCUCUAAGAGGCCUUCCUGAAGAAAAGGCGUGGAGUUUGUUUGUAAAAGUGGCAUUUGAACGAGGUCAAGAACCUAAAAAUAAAGCCUUAGUAGCAAUUGGAAGGAAGAUUGUUGAAAAGUGUGAUGGAUUGCCUCUCGCUAUAAGAACAAUAGGAAGCCUAUUGUUCCUUAAUACUUCUGACAUUGAGUGGCAAUCCUUUUUAGAUAAUGAACUCUCAAAAAUAGGUCGACAAGAAAAUAAGAUCUCAUUAAUUCUUAAGUUGAGUUAUGAUCACCUUCCAUCACACUUAAAGCAAUGUUUUGCUUAUUGUAGAUUGUUUGCAAAAGAUUAUUGGAUUGAUGUAAAUACACUUAUUAAUCUUUGGAUAGCGCAAGACUUUAUUGUGUUAGAAGGUCCAAGACAGCGUUUUGUGGAUAUUGGAAGAAAAUAUUUUAUGGAAUUACUUUGGAGAUCGUUUUUUCAAGAUGUAGAAAAUGAUGAUUUGGGCAGUAUAGAAUCAUGUAAGAUGCAUGAUCUCAUGCAUAAUCUUGCAAUUCUUGUGUCUAGAACGGAAAGUGUCAUAUUAAAUUCAAGUGGGGAAAAUGUGAUUGAAAAAGUUCAUCAUGUAUCAUUUGAUCUAGUGGAUUCAUCGAGUCAAUUUUCAAUCCCCGUGGCUAAUAAAAGGAAGAUACGAACAAUUCUUGCAGCUAAUGUAGGGAGAAAGUUGGGUAACUUAACUUAUGAUGCACUUAUUUCAAAUCUCAAUUAUUUACGCACAUUGGAUUUGAGUUGUUUAAGGCCACAUGUAGUGCCCCAUUCAAUUGGGGAAUUGAGUCAUUUAAGAUAUCUUGAUCUUUCUCAAAAUAGAGAUAUUGUUGUUCUCCCUAAUUCCAUUACAAAGCUGCUAAAUUUACAGACGCUGAAACUUAAUGACUGUAAAUCACUUAAAGAAUUACCGCGGGGCCUUAAGAAAUUGGUCAAUCUUAGGCAUUUAGACGUUAGUGGGUGCUACGAAUUGACGCAUAUGCCCCUUGGACUUGGGCAUCUUACUUCUCUUGAGAUACUAACGAUGUUCAUUGUGAGGCAAGGGGGUUCCAAGGCUAGCUCGUAUAGUUGGUAUAAGAAAAAAUAG